Messenger RNA from Salvelinus namaycush (lake trout), 1415 nucleotides. RefSeq names its product gamma-aminobutyric acid receptor-associated protein-like. Gene Ontology annotation, biological process: cellular response to nitrogen starvation; macroautophagy; autophagosome assembly. Bases 317 to 685 code for a protein of 122 amino acids. Gene Ontology annotation, cellular component: cytosol; autophagosome membrane; autophagosome. NCBI's taxonomy places the organism in Eukaryota, Metazoa, Chordata, Actinopteri, Salmoniformes, Salmonidae. Gene Ontology annotation, molecular function: GABA receptor binding; ubiquitin protein ligase binding. The record is from RefSeq and is a predicted model, not a curated record. The transcript is spliced from 4 exons.
ACAAAACCACGGCUAAUUUGUUGAAGAAUCAUUACAUUUCUUUUAAUUGAUGAAUAUGACUAAAUAUCAACCCAACCACAAACAGUGUGGUUCUUUGCGGUCAACGUUCAUGCUUCCACAAUUCAUUUUAGCCGUGCGGCGUACAGACCUCCCUUUCGCGUCGUAUGUUUUGGUAUUCCUCCGCCGCAGUCGCACUAGGAAAGAACCCGAACAAAACAGUAGCCCAACUAGCUAGCGUUGUCGACGAAUUACUAUUUGAGGAAUCCCAGUCGGUAAUCUCAGAUAUACCUACCGACAGCCUGUCAUUCGUUUGACAAUGAAGUUUCAAUACAAAGAGGAGCACCCAUUUGAGAAGAGACGGUCUGAGGGCGAGAAAAUAAGGAAGAAGUACCCGGACAGGGUGCCCGUAAUUGUGGAAAAAGCCCCCAAAGCAAGGAUAGGAGAUCUGGACAAGAAGAAAUACCUUGUGCCCUCUGACCUCACAGUGGGCCAGUUCUACUUCCUCAUCCGAAAACGAAUCCACCUGCGGGCCGAGGACGCCCUGUUCUUCUUUGUAAACAACGUCAUUCCUCCCACCUCAGCCACCAUGGGCCUUCUAUACCAGGAGCACCAUGAAGAGGACUUUUUCCUCUACAUUGCCUACAGUGAUGAGAGUGUCUAUGGAGACAGCCAAACGGAAGUCUAAACCCCUCCCCCCUUCGUCACCCAAAUCUUCUCCCCCAAACCUCCCUUAUCUCCAUUGAAAUGCUAUAUCCAGCUCAGCAGCCUAGUUCCCCGAGCAAAGACGUCAGAUGCACUUUCACUUCCCCUCCUUCCCUCAUCCAUCCAUUUUUACCUCCUUUAAUACUUUUCGCACAGUCUGAAUUUUAUUUGCCUCCGGGUCUCUGAGAUGGGGAUUUCGGUUGAAUGGUCCCGUGGCCAGUUUUCAUAGUGCUUUAAUCAUCCUGAAACGGAUAGAGGAGAGAUGCCAUUUUGAAAUGAGUGUUAGAAUUAGACCAUAUUACCAGUCAUUAUAAAGAUACGUGGAAAAUAAAAUGUAAACUUUGGAUGUAGCGUGAUAGGUUAAAUUCUGCUCCAUUUGGCAAUGAUAAAAUGUUAUGUUUUACUAAUGUAUUAGCGCUGGUAAGAUACUCUGACGACGUAGUGUAUUUGACGUCUGACUGGAGUAGAAUAGAAUUCCGACUGAACCAUCAUCUUCCGCCUGUCUACGCUUUCAGUGGUUAAAAAAAAUCUAUUUGGAUUGAUUACUAUUAUGAUUGUACUUGUAAUUUUUAGAUGGCUUAAUUUCUGAAAAGUAUUGUAAAGCUCAGUGCAAUUUUACUUUUUAAAAGUUUUGUUCUACUUUAAAAAAGUUAGAACUCGGUAUAGCUGUUACUGGCACUCUCCACUCAUGAUAAAAUGUGAUGAAAAGCCAA